AUGAGUUUCGCGUUGGCCUUGAUGGAUUAUCUGGAAGCCAUAUUGAACUUUCAGGCGUUGGUUCUAACCAACGUAGAUUCCAGUCCCUCCUCAUCCGGCGCAUCUUGUAAUUGCCGACUUGCUGCGCUAAUUCAAUGCGUUCGAGACUGUGCAGCUCUCUAUGAUAUGGCGUUGAAGACGACGAUUAAGUUGCACAGUGUCAUGCCUGCACAAUCACUUGAAGGACUGCGCACGCGAUUCAGUCGUCUCUAUCUUAUGCUUGAACGCUUCUUUUUACACGCCAAUAGCUACGCCUACAUUCGUGACCUUCUCAGGAUUCCGCUAUUGCCUAAUUCUCCUCCAGAUUUUUUGGAUGCGGCAACUAAGGUUCAAAGUAUCGAGGUUGUUGAAAAAACUGACGAAGAAGGCGUUGGCCAAUUGGUGGAUUUGAGCACCCCCGAGAGCGUCACCGUUGCCAAUGAAGGCUGGAGAACAGACGAAUCUGAUGCAACCUAUGGAGGUCCCGCAAAUUCUCGUUCAUUCUCUUCGACUGCGAGUCCUCAGCACGAGCAACUGUUGGAAAUCGAGCUGCUCAAGUCGAAAAUCCAACGCAUGCAAACUGAGAAAUCGGAUGCACAAGAACACCUUUUAGAUCGGAUAAGAACGCUGGAGGAAGAAGUAAAGGCAUUGGUUCAGGUCAAAUCAAGGCAAGACGAGCAACUGACACUGUUGAUUGAUCAAGUGAAAGGCCAGACGGCUGCGGUGGCGUCUUCGGAGGAAAAAUUCAUGCGUAUUAGCGACGCUUAUGGAAAAUUGCGGGCAGAGCAUGUUCGCACCCUCGAAGAGAUGGAGGCAUCAUCUCAAAAUGGAGUCGACGCGAAGCAGCAGUUGGCGACGUUGGAGUCGGAACAGGAGGCGCGUCGCGCCUUGGAGGCCCAAUUGGCCGAAAGUCGUUUGGCCCUUCAGACAGCGGAGGAGAGGGCAUCCCACCUCAGCAGUCAGUUGGAGGACACUCGCCAGGUGGUUGAACGAGAAAUGCGUGACUUCUUGCUCAAGGCUGCGUGUUUGAAAGCUAAACAAGAUGCCAGUGCCAUUAAAUCACUGAUGGAGGACUCGGAAUUUGUUCAGUGUCGAAGCUGUGCAGAUGUUGUUAACGCCUUUGCAAAAUCAGCAACUGCUGAAGUGCUUCAAUUGAAAGGAAUAAUUUCUGAUGCAGAUGCCAAGAACGUGGCUCAUUUCUCCUCCCACCUCAGUGCCACUCUUCUUCAUGCCAAAUCCAUUGCCAAUUCUGCCGCAGACAUUGUAAGAUCCGACGCUUGCUUGAAGAUCCUCCUCUCCUUUCCAGAGUUGUCGGCCCUCUGCAAGCGUUGUCACAACGAUAGCAUUGAAAUAUACUCCCACCUCCUUUCCACUGAUUUUGAGGGAUGGCGCAAGUCAGCAGUACUGGGUCACGUGGAGAGUCUGGUGUCGGCUUUUUCACGAAUACAAGUGCUGACGGAGGAGAUGAGGCCGCGUAUCAAGGAUGUGAGCGAAGAAGAUCUGGCCUCGAUCUUGGAACAGGAGAUGCAACGCACCGCGGAGCUUAUAGCACGUGCACAGAUUAGAUUCAAGGAGCUUGUAGAACAAUCGAAGACCUCGAUGACGGGUAUUCAGCUAGAAGUGCACAGCAAGAUUCUUGAUUCCUGCACAAAGCUCAUGUCUGCGGUUUCCCUCCUCAUUGCAAAGGCGUGUGAACUACAAAAGGAGAUUGUCAACGAGGGAAGAGGAACUGCAACUGUAAAGGAAUUUUACAAGCGUCAUAAUCGGUGGACUGAAGGGCUCUUUUCGGCUGCUAAGUCUGUCGGUGCUGGAGCCAAUCUUCUGGUUGAAACUGCGGACGCCAUAGUAACGAAUGAGGGCGGCCAAUUGGAACGUUUAAUAGUUGCGGCAUUGGAGAUCUCGGGUUCUACGACUCAGCUGUUGGUAGCUAGUCGAGUGAAAGCAAGUGAGGGUUCCCAAUGCCUUAGCGGUCUCGAAUCCGCAGCAAAGGCAGUUUCCAAAGUUACCGGAGAAGUUGUUGGAAGCGUUCAAAAUGCCUCCGUCAUCAGAGAACAGACACGCAAGUCCUACGAACACAUGGAUUUUGGAAAGCUCUCCUACACACAAGCACAUAAAGCCGAGGUCGACACGCAUGUCCAUAUUCUGGAACUGGAAGCUCAACUGGCCGCCGAAAGACAACGUCUCUCAGAGAUCAGACGUUUCAAUUACUCAAAUUCAGCCGAAUUUGAGCAAAUAUAA
Hydatigera taeniaeformis is the source of this 2256-nucleotide messenger RNA. NCBI's taxonomy places the organism in Eukaryota, Metazoa, Platyhelminthes, Cestoda, Cyclophyllidea, Taeniidae. The record is from the annotation of a GenBank genome assembly.